UCUUUGCUCUAAUCAUCCAAGGCGGUGAGCAAGCCUUCCGAGACCCUUUUCAUUCGCUUUCGGAUUUCUCUCUGUCGCCGUCCAUUUUCGGCUGCAGUGUGAGUCGGGAAAGCUACGGUGAAUGACCCACGACGCCUCUUCGCUUAAUCAUUCCACAUGCGCCUGCCCCAAAUGGUGUCGUGCCAUGUUUACGCCCAGAAUCAUCGGAAAGUCGCCCCCUUUGUCUAAAAUGAUAGCUCAGCUUGGUCACCGUCUCCUAUGCCCUCCUUGUGUUUGCGAAAAGUCCCGAACCAACAUCAACCCGUCUUCCGAGUCCUUGAGGGUUCGAUGUUUUGGCCACUCGAGCUUCGACUGCGGCCCGAGAACCCCAGCCGCCGAGCUGGGUGAAUCGGCACGUGCCCACUUGGCUCACCGGUUCUCUCGUGCUGCCAGGGGCAGGGCGCAGGACGCCCUCUUCGAUUACUUGCACUGCACCAGGAGCUUCAGCUUUUCCGAUGCCGAAUACAUUAGCAAGAACUCGCCGAAUUUCGUGCAGGAUCUGCUCUCCAAUGUCAAUGCUGAAAGAGAUGUUUCUCCGGCUAUAGAAAGGUUUCUUAGGUAUAAUCCUAUCAAUGAGUUCGAACCGUUCUUCGAGAGCUUGGGCAUGCGCCCAUCCGAGCUGCAGCCGCUUCUUCCUCGGAACAUGAUGUUUUUAAGUGACGAUCAUCUCAUGCUUGAGAAUUUUCAGACUUUGUGUAAUUAUGGGAUUCCGAGGAACAAGAUCGGUAAGAUUUUUAAAGAAGCUGGAGAUAUUUUUCAGUAUGAUAUUGGGGUGUUGCCAUCAAGAUUGGAGGAAUACGAGGAUUUAGGUCUCAGUAGAUCAACAGUUAUCAAGUUGGUGAUAUGUUGCCCUACGAUGUUGGUCGGUGGCAUUGAUUUACAGUUUGUUGAGGUCUUAGAUAAACUGAAAGGGCUUGGUGUAGAUAUUAACUGUAUCGGUGAGUAUUUAUCUGAUAAGAAAAGAUACAGUUGGUGCAGAAUUCUUGACACCAUAGAGUUCCUUGAGAAAGCUAGUAAUGGAGAGAAUCAGAUGUGGGAAUUAUUCAAGAGAAAUCCUGCUUUCCUGUUCAAUGGCUCAGGGAGGAAGGUGUAUGUGGUUUUUGGCCUAUUAUUGAAAGUGGGCAUCAAUGUGGAUGAGGCUUAUGUACUGUUUGCUGAAAAUCCCUUCAUUCUGUCUGAGAAGUCCUUGAAAAACAUCUCAAAAGCUGUCAGCUUUCUGGUUGAAAUCAGAGUGGAAUUGGAUUUAAUAGCCAGUAUAGUUUCCGACCACAUGAAGCUUUUGGCCUCGUCUUCCCUCAAAGGACCCAAAACUGUUUGUAAAGAAUUGAAAGUUGUAAGAGACUGCUUGGCUAUUAUGAUAAAGGAAGAUCCUUUGAAAUUGUUCCAGUUGGCAUCCAAGUGGAGGGUAGGGACGCUGUACCAAGAUCCAACUAAAUACAUAGAGAAAAAAACAUUCUUGAUGAGGUUAGGCUUUGUUGAGAACUCAGAGGACAUGGCGAAAGCAUUGAAACGGUUUAGAGGAAGAGGGGAUCAGUUGCAGGAAAGGUUUGACUGUCUCGUACACGCUGGUCUGGACUUCAAUUUGGCCUCAAAAAUUGUUAAACAAGCUCCUACGGUGCUGAACCAGACGAAAGAUGUCAUUGAGAAGAAGAUUGAUUGCUUAAUCAACCAAUUGGGCUUUCCACUCGAAACCCUUGUGGCCUUUCCAGCAUAUUUAUGCUAUGAUAUGGAGAAAAUACAAAAAAGAGUAUCAAUGUACCUUUGGUCAAGGGAUAGAGGUGCGGUCAAGCCAAUGAUGUCCAUCAGCUCCAUCCUUGCGUGUUCAGAUGCUCGUUUUGUACGGUAUUUUGUAGAUGUUCAUCCUGAAGGUUCAGUGAUGUGGGAAAGUAUAAAACAGUCACCACAUUCAGCCUAAAGAUACCCUUCCUGACAUUCUUUUUAGUGUAGAUUCUCUGAUGCCAGCAGUGUACCCAAAAUUACUAAAAAUGCUUUCAAUGAGAGCAUUUUGGUACGAGGUGCUGGGUUCUUUCGCCACAAAAUUAAGUAAAUGAAAAUGUUGCCAGAUGCUUUCAUGG
This is a messenger RNA of Rhodamnia argentea, 2114 nucleotides long. Its product is annotated as transcription termination factor MTEF18, mitochondrial-like. Gene Ontology annotation, biological process: regulation of DNA-templated transcription; chloroplast organization. Gene Ontology annotation, cellular component: chloroplast. The record is from RefSeq and is a predicted model, not a curated record. The transcript has a single exon. NCBI's taxonomy places the organism in Eukaryota, Viridiplantae, Streptophyta, Magnoliopsida, Myrtales, Myrtaceae. Gene Ontology annotation, molecular function: double-stranded DNA binding. Bases 122 to 1954 code for a protein of 610 amino acids.